Tigriopus californicus is the source of this 636-nucleotide messenger RNA. Its product is annotated as vesicle-associated membrane protein 2-like. The record is from RefSeq and is a predicted model, not a curated record. NCBI's taxonomy places the organism in Eukaryota, Metazoa, Arthropoda, Copepoda, Harpacticoida, Harpacticidae. The transcript has a single exon. Gene Ontology annotation, cellular component: SNARE complex; plasma membrane. Bases 177 to 467 code for a protein of 96 amino acids. Gene Ontology annotation, molecular function: SNAP receptor activity; syntaxin binding. Gene Ontology annotation, biological process: vesicle-mediated transport; vesicle fusion.
UCUUGGCUGGGUUUUCAAUGAUUCAAGUGUCGACAGAGCAAAAAUUGGAGAAUUCAGCAGUGAAUCAAAGCAAAUCCUGACCAAUCCUAUUCUUAUCAUAGUAUUAGUAUUACCAUUUAGAAUUUGUCAUUGAGCCUGGCCAGUCCGUUGGUGGUUGGGAUUAUAUUGCUGUCGAGAUGGCUGCCGCAUCCUCGUCCAACAAUGCUCGGCUGGACGAGACCCGUCGCCAGGUGGACGAGGUCCAGAACAUCAUGAAGGCCAACGUGGACAAGGUCCUGGAGCGCGAUGGCAAAUUGGGCCAACUCGAGGAGAGGGCGGAUCGCCUCCAAGAAGGCACGGAACAGUUCCAUCGCUCGGCCGUGCGAAUCAAACGCAAGCAGUUCUGGGAGAACAUGAAGAUGAAGAUCAUCAUCGGCGUGGUCAUCGGCGUCGUUGUCAUCAUGUUGCUCGUCUGGAUGUUCUAUUAGGUCCCUCCCUCCAUGCACGCCUGCAACACAACGCUGAGAUUGAAUCUGGACCAAUUUUGUGAACAACUAAGAUAUUCCAUUUGGAGCCAUCCACUUUUGGUUGGCCAUCUUACCCCGUUGAACCAAUGUGUAUUUGAAUAAGAGUGCGGAAAAUAAUAGUGAAGAUCGA